Molecule: messenger RNA, 969 nt
Organism: Perkinsus marinus ATCC 50983
Lineage: Eukaryota; Perkinsozoa; Perkinsida; Perkinsidae
Exons: 11
Coding region: 1-969 (322 amino acids)
Biological process (GO): G protein-coupled receptor signaling pathway; response to pheromone
Source: RefSeq, a predicted model, not a curated record
AUGCCAGGUGUUCAACACUACUGCCACGAACCCAAAAAUGGUGUUCUAGGGGGUCUGCCCGGACCCGAAACGGUUCCGAGUACCGGCUAUUGGCGAGUUCGGAUGCGAACAGUGAGGCCCCAUCUGACGGAGCCCGUGAGGAUCCCUGUUGAAGUAUAUCUCGACAACGAUUGGGAUGCGGUCGAGAGUGCUGAUUUUUGCGAGAGAAGCCGAUACCGUAAAACGUCCAGAUUCGUGGAGUUGCCAGCCAACGGUGAAUGGAGCGGCUGGGUCUCUGGAGAGCUCUCGCAAACAGUGCGGCCACACGUGUGGUACUUCGCAGUGUUGGACUGUGGGGAGCAACUCAAGUCCACUACUAGGAUCAAGUUUGAGUUCAUAGCCCAUCAAGAGAAUGGGUCGGAGUUCUCUGCUGAGUUGAGGGGCACUCGUGGCAUCGUGUGGGUCCAGCUCAUUAUAUCUGUCCUAUUUACGUGGUUCUUUGCGAAGGAGUGCCGAAAGUUCGUCAGGUCGGCGGACUCGUUGCAUCCCGUUGUUAUCACUCUGGCUUGUGCGAUAGCUCUGCAGGUUGUUCAUGUUCUUCUUGUUGGCUUCGGCAAAAUCAAGGAUGAUGCUUCUUAUAAGUUCUAUGAAAAUGAAGUCAUCCGCCUAUUACUUGCGGUGUGGUUCCUAUGGGCUGUUAACGAAACUAGGAAGGAAGCAGGUAUGAAACUUCGAUACUUCCUGGCAAAAUUUGCCGGCCUCGGGAUGGUCUACUUCUUCUCCUACCCAGUGCUGUUCGUCAUCACCGGGUUUUUCGCGCCUUAUUAUCGACAAAAGGUGAUGCUGCUUGGUUGGUUUGCCAUCAAGUACGGGGUCUUUGCGUGGAUGACGAGUAUGUUCCUCACCCGAGGUGAUUACUUCCAAGUCUCUACACUCAACUCAAGCUUCCUUCCCGGUGGAGUCAGGCCUGGACUUGACAAGGAAGAGUAA